AUGUCCCUGAAGGCAUAAAGAGCUCCGCCAUCACCGCUACCCACUGUCCGUCAGCUUUUUUUAAGCAAGGUUCCGCUUCAGACAACCAGCUAAUCGGUUUCCUGUUUUGUUCAUUUGCAACAUUUUGAUCCACAUUUGUCCUUGAAAUCGUUAGGUUUUCGCUGCCAUGAAGGGAAUCCGUCUUUUCGUCGUUUUUUCAGUCCUGUUCGCGUUUGUGCUGUGCUCAGCUGAAGCGGGAAGGAGCAGGACCAGCACCAACAGCUUCCGAAGGGUCGCAAACGGAAUUUAUCAGACGUUGAGCAGCGUGUUUGGAGAGGACAACAUUAGAGGCUUACACAAGUUUUUCUCCAAAGCAACCGAGCGUUUUGUCCAUGGAGUGGACUCUUUUCUGGAAACGAUCUGGAAAAUCUGGUCCGAUUUGCUGGAUGUGAUGGGAAUUGAUUCAUCAAACCUCAGCCAUUACUUCAGCGUCACGUCUCUCACCAACUUCCCAGCGCGUGCCCUCCUUCUGGUCGCAGCUGUUCUUGUGGCCUACUGGUUCCUUUCCAUGUUCCUGGGAGGUUUCUUCUACCUUCUGCACGCCAUCUUUGGGCGCUUCUUCUGGCUGGCACGUGUCACGCUCUUCGCCCUCUCCUGCCUCUACAUCCUGCAGAAGUUUGAAGGUGACCCCGAGCGCGCAGUACUGCCGCUGUGCUUCAUCAUGGCAGUGUACUUCAUGACGGGUCCGGUGGGAGCCUACUGGCGCCGAGGAGGCGGGGCUGGUUCCCUGGAGGAGAAAAUCGACCACCUGGACACUCAGGUCAGGCUGCUCAACAUCAGGCUGAGCCGUGUUAUGGACAGCAUGGAGCGCAGCGGGGAGCAGUGAAGCCCAGGAACGCUGCAGCCCAGAGGAGUUUUCAUGGGAUGGUCGGGGACAAACCUAAGCGGUUUGUUGCUACGUUACUGUUUCUUACGCACAUCCCCAGAAACACAACUACUGUAAUUGUACAACUCUGUCAGUCAAAGAGAAAAUUUAAAGUAGAAAAAAAGUGUUUGAAAAACUCCUGUGGGUUUUAAUUUGAAGAGAUGUUAAAAAAAAAAAAAA
This is a messenger RNA of Oryzias latipes (Japanese medaka), 1084 nucleotides long. It is a transcript of the gene bri3bp, whose product is annotated as bri3 binding protein. The record is from RefSeq and is a predicted model, not a curated record. Gene Ontology annotation, cellular component: mitochondrion. Lineage: Eukaryota; Metazoa; Chordata; Actinopteri; Beloniformes; Adrianichthyidae.